AUGACAAGUUUGCCAAGUUUGAUGCUUGUGUCAUCAUUUUCACGACUUUUCUGUUAUCUUACUCGAAAGAGAAAGAAUAAUGUAGAGACUACCAGACCUUCAUAUGAGAAUAUACAACAAGAUGUUACCAGACCUUCAUAUGAGAAUGUUCAACACGAUGUUACCAGACUAUCAUAUGAGAACGAACAACAAUAUGUUACCAGACUAUCAUAUGAGAACGAACAACAAUAUGUUACCAGACUUUCAUACGAGAAUAUACAACACGAUGUUACCAGACUAUCAUAUGAGAACGAACAACAAGAUGUUACCAGAUUAUCAUAUGAGAACGAACACCAAUAUGUUACCAGACUUUCAUAUGAGAAUAUACAACAAGAUGUUACCAGACCUUCAUAUGAGAAUAUACAACAAGAUGUUACCAGACCUUCAUAUGAGAAUGUUCAACACGAUGUUACCAGACUAUCAUAUGAGAAAAGGAACAACAAUAUGUUACCAGACUAUCAUAUGAGAACGAACAACAAUAUGUUACCAGACUAUCAUAUGAGAACGAACACCAAUAUGUUACCAGACUUUCAUAUGAGAAUAUACAACACGAUGUUACCAGACCUUCAUAUGAGAAUGUUCAACACGAUGUUACCAGACCUUCAUAUGAGAAUAUACAACAAGAUGUUACCAGACCUUCAUAUGAGAAUAUACAACACGAUGUUACCAGACCUUCAUAUGAGAAUGUUCAACACGAUGUUACCAGACCUUCAUAUGAAAAUGUACAACACGAUGUUACCAGACCUUCAUAUGAGAAUGUUCAACACGAUGUUACCAGACUUCAUAUGA
This is a messenger RNA of Lottia gigantea (owl limpet), 828 nucleotides long. RefSeq lists its product as hypothetical. The coding region runs from base 1 to 828 and encodes 275 amino acids. The transcript is spliced from 2 exons. The record is from RefSeq and is a predicted model, not a curated record. NCBI's taxonomy places the organism in Eukaryota, Metazoa, Mollusca, Gastropoda, Lottiidae.